AAAAAUUAAUUAAAUCAAUUAAAAAAAAAAACAAAUAAUAAAACAACAUGUUGUUGCAAUUAAUGAAACGUCUUCAAAUAAUUGUAUGGCUGCUGUUGACAUUUAAUUUAACUUUGCUCUAUUCAACAAUUUUAUCAACUGUCACCUUAAUAACACCAACUUUAGCAGCAGCCGAGACAGUAACAAUUUCCUCAACAGCCGCUUUAGCAUCAGCAACAACAACAACCUUUAAAUCUUCAUCGCCCUCCACAACCUCCUCUUCAGUCUCAAAUCACAACAGACGUUUACAUUUACACUUGGAACAUCAUCAAUAUACACAACAACAAUAUCCUGCCUCAUAUCAAAAUUAUCCCUUAACACCACACAUUGCAACUGAAUUUAUGGAUGAAUUUCAUAGUCCAAAUCAAGCGGGUAAGUUUUUCAACAUUUGGCAGAAAUUGUUGGUAAUUAUUUAAUAUUUUAAAUGAUUAAUUAUAUUAAAG
Messenger RNA from Lucilia sericata (common green bottle fly), 482 nucleotides. RefSeq lists its product as uncharacterized. NCBI's taxonomy places the organism in Eukaryota, Metazoa, Arthropoda, Insecta, Diptera, Calliphoridae. The record is from RefSeq and is a predicted model, not a curated record. The coding region runs from base 48 to 455 and encodes 135 amino acids. The transcript is spliced from 2 exons.